Molecule: messenger RNA, 1404 nt
Organism: Helobdella robusta
Lineage: Eukaryota; Metazoa; Annelida; Clitellata; Rhynchobdellida; Glossiphoniidae
Exons: 8
Coding region: 133-1404 (423 amino acids)
Biological process (GO): protein polyubiquitination; positive regulation of proteasomal ubiquitin-dependent protein catabolic process; ubiquitin-dependent protein catabolic process
Cellular component (GO): cytoplasm; ubiquitin ligase complex
Molecular function (GO): zinc ion binding; ubiquitin conjugating enzyme binding; ubiquitin protein ligase activity
Source: RefSeq, a predicted model, not a curated record
UCAAUUUAGUUCGGACAAACAUCAUUUCAAACUUUUUCUACUUCUUCCUGGUUGAUUUGUGUUACUGACUUUAUAACUAGUUAAAAAGAAAUGUCACAAAAGAGAAAGAAUUAUUAAAGAACAGAGAGUUUCAUGAUGAACCAGCAGUUGUUGAAAGUGCAGGCAAAAUCCUCAUCAAUAUCAGCCACAACCUCACAGCCACAGCCCACCACUACAACCACCUCAUCUUCGUCACAUUCCUCUUCUUCAAAAGUCAAAUGCAAAUUGUGCUGGGACCAUGUCCCAUUCAACAAGAUGCACACACUCAACAGCUGCAAGUGCAUCUUCUGCCAUCAGUGUUUGAAGGAGUACUUGACAGUAUGCAUCCAGGAAGGAAAUGUGUACACCAUUGAAUGUCCAGAUCGAGAUUGUAAAGAACAUGGAAUCAUACUACAGGAUGAAGUUGCUAACCUUAUUGGGUCAGAUCUUUACAAGAAGUACAAGCAGUUAAGGUACCACAAAGACAUCGACUUCAAUCCAAAUCGCAGCUUCUGUCCGAUGAAGAAUUGUGACAUGGUGUGUGUGUUGGAUAAGGAGGACUUCAGCAAGCAGGAAAAAUUUACUAGUCGACCUAUCUGGUGCCCCAAGUGUGACUUUGUGUUCUGCAUCUUAUGCAAGGAAACCUGGCAUCCGGGCUGUUCGUGUGUUGAAAACAUCAAAGUUCUUCAGAAGAAAGCCAUGUUUGAUGGGAUCCGGUAUGACGACUCCGAGAAUGCGACGAUAAAGAGGUGCCCCUUCUGCUUCUUGCCCAUCGAGAGAGAUGGGGGCUGUGCUCAGAUCAAGUGCAAAAAGUGCAACCACAUCUUCUGCUGGUUCUGUCUCACGUGUCUCGAUAGUGAUGCCUUAUUCCUUCAUUACGAGAGAGGAAGUUGUAAGAACAAGUUGGGACACUCCAGGGCCUCCAUCAUCCUACACAGAUUUCAGGUGGUAGUGACCAUCUUCACGGGCAUCGGGCUUCUCAUGUUGAUGGCAUCUCCGGUCAUCCUCAUCGCAGCUCCCUGCAUCGUCUGCUGCAAGAUCAAGUCCAUCAGGCAGAAGAAGCACUCGCAGCAGCUGAACUCCAAACGCAACAACAUGGCGGACAUCAUUGCUGGCUUCAAUGAUGUGCUCAGUGAGGGCGUGCCCCACGACCUGGAUGGUGGGUCCGAGGGCGAGGUCGUUGAGAAGUUAAUCUCCAGCAAUAGUCUUAGUAAUGGUGGUGGUGAUCAUCGCGAUGUUGGUGAAAGCAAAGUUAUUGGUGAAGUAAUUAUGGGUGAUGAUCACGUUGAGAUUGAGGCUAAUGAAGUCGCCAGUGCAGCUGAUGCAGCAGCUGCAGCAGUGGUAAACGAUUCUUUCGUUGAAACUAUAACCCACGAUCCGAUAUGA